AUGUAUAUACAAGAGGUACCGCCACAUUCAGAAACGCAGUCCUCCCUAAAGCGCAACUCACAGCGAGCGGAUGUGCAACAGACUAGUAUAUACAGACAAACACACGCAAACACUGACACAGACAAAGACAUAGAAAACACCCUAGGACAAAAAGAACAAAAAAAUGAACACAGUGGGACACCGCCUUGGAGCGAAAUAUACAUAAAGUACAAGCAACGUUGUACGAUGAAUGAUUCUCCAUUUGAUAGUGCAUAUAAAUCUCGCCUUUCUGCCUGGGAGGAUCUCGUUGUAGGAGUAUAUCUCCUUCUAAUCGGAAUUUUAGCGUUAGGUCUGAAUACCCUUGUGAUCUACACUUGUUUGAAACACUGGCGAUCCCUCGUCUUAUCCGACUACUACAUUUUAAGUUUGGCGUGCUCAGACGUGAUCCUUCCACUGAGCUCUUUCCCUCUUGCGAUCAUAUCAUCACUGUAUCAUGGCUGGAUGUUUGGUGAUACAGGUUGUAAGAUGUAUGGGUUCUUUGGUUUUUUCCUCGGCAUAGGAAGCAUAACCACAGUGACGGUUAUGGGAAUUAUGCGUUACAUAAGUAUCUGCAAGCCUCAUAUCAAAAUCACCAGUCGUAGAUGUAUAAUUGCUUCCACAAUAUUUCCAUAUUUCUAUGCGUUUGCGUGGUCUUUUCUUCGGCUGAAGUGGUUUGGCAGCUACAGGCUUGAGUGGGAUGAUUACAUUUGUCAUGUUUUGGAGUUUCGUGUUGUCUUGGAUGCCGUAUAUGAUAGCCUCGUUCCAUUCAGUAUAUGCUAUGGACGGAAACCAAUCUUCUAG
Messenger RNA from Mercenaria mercenaria, 819 nucleotides. Its product is annotated as melanopsin-B-like. NCBI's taxonomy places the organism in Eukaryota, Metazoa, Mollusca, Bivalvia, Venerida, Veneridae. The record is from RefSeq and is a predicted model, not a curated record. Gene Ontology annotation, cellular component: membrane. Gene Ontology annotation, molecular function: G protein-coupled receptor activity. Gene Ontology annotation, biological process: G protein-coupled receptor signaling pathway. The coding region runs from base 1 to 819 and encodes 272 amino acids. The transcript has 6 exons.